CUCCUUCAGUAUACCCUUAUUUCUUUGUUGCACUAUUUAGUAUUUACUGAGUUAAUUAGUGGAUGUUAUGUUGAAUUUUUUCUUCGCAGGUCAAUUCAUAAUUUCAUUUCUCAGCCAAGGUUUCCCUAGGAGGAACUGAACCUGGUUUGUUUUUAUUCCCACGAAAUGUCACACGAGAGAUUCUGCGUCUUGUACUGCACUGUUCAUUCUUUUACCUAAAUCUAUUGAUGCCUUUCUUUAAGUAUUCUUUCGAGGCUCCAGGAAAGUAGAUAGAUAAUCUCCCUGAGACCUCAUUUCUUUUAGCUUUCAUUGCCUACAGUGAUGAAUAAAAAAUGAGUAUGGAAAUUAUGUGCUUGUCAUGCGAAAGUUAUCGCAUUUUUAAUGAUACACAGUCCCGGUUGGAUAGGAUUCGUUAAGUACUUGUCUACAAUGAUUAUUCAAUGAAACCCUGGGAGUUUUGCAGCUAAUGAACUAUGAUUGGCAAUUUUUGUCACUGGCAAAUUUUCAAGAACAGUAUUUGUCAAAGUCAGUUUUGUUUAUUUAGGAAAAUGGUUCACCAUCAGUUCAAUGUGGUCGAAAAGUACGGUUUCAAUGGACCUGCAACGCCGCUGCCUGAUAUAGUCGAGUGGCUCAGUAGAUAUGGCGAAGGAAGUGUGGAUUUGAUCAAAAAUUCAGAGACUGGCAUAGCUCAUGUCACUCUCAAUCAAGUGAAGAAGAAGAAUUGCCUCAGUGGCAAGAUGAUGGUUGAUUUCUACCAUAUAGUUGAAGAUUUGGAACAGUGGACUGAUGGGAAAGGCAUAAUUCUAAGUGGAGCUGGAGGAACUUUUUGCUCUGGUGGGGAUUUAGACGUUGUGCGGCAGAUCGCUAAUCCUGAGAGUGGUUUCAAAAUGGCCUCUUUAAUGCAUUAUACGCUGAAUAAAUUGAAAAAUUUACCUCUCAUCAGUGUCUGUUUCAUCAGUGGCGCAGGGGCAAUCGGAGGGGGAGCAGAAGUAGCAACAGCCUGUGACUACCGACUCAUGUCUAAUGAGCCCAACACUAAGAUUGGAUUCGUGCAUUCAAAAAUGGGUAUAGCACCAGCUUGGGGUGGACUCCUGCGCCUGGUCGACAUUGUAGGCUCACGGCAAGCACUGGACCUGCUUUUAUCUGCAAGACUGUUAAGUUGUGAUGAAGCUUGUAGCAUAAAUUUAGUUGAUAGUCAAAUAGAUUCAUUAGAUUCCGUUAAUGUAUGGUUGCAAGAUAAGGUUAAAUUUGAUAAAGAGUCCAUUAGAGCUAUAAAAUUGACUCUCAGUGCCUGCUCAGAAAAAAAUAGAGCACUUACGGAACUAGAGCAAAGGUUAUUUGCGCCUACGUGGGGCUGCGCUGCAAACAGAGAGAUGCUUCGAAGGGCUAUAAAACACAAGUGAAGGAAUCAUGUAGAUUUUAGUGUCUCUUUUGCAGAGGGGCUCUGAAAAUCUUAGAACGGAAGUAAUUGAAAGGGGCUCCGAGAGAAGUACCCUUAAUAGCCCAGGUGCGCUCGUUUCUCUGAGCGGCAGCUAUUUGGACCAACGGUAGUCUAGCUGAGACCAUCUUUCAUCUUAAGGAUUGUACCUAAAGCUCCGUAAGCAUCUACAAGUGCUGAUCUUUAAGCAGAGGGUCUCCAUAAUCAAUGACCUAUUUGUGAAUGUGGAAAAAAAAACUCCCAGAUGUCCAAAAUUUUCCCAGAGGACUUAUUGGUCCAUGAUUCCAUACUUUCUACAGGCCUUGAAAGGUCGAAGCCUCUUGGCGUUCCAGGUUAUAGUUAUUUCAUGACAUUGAGGAUGACGGUAGCACUCACUAACCUGUUACUCCUGAUGUUCAAUUCACUAGCGGUUUUGUGAUACAAAUAUUAUUUUUAAAUUAAAAUAUUUUUAUACAAGACA
This is a messenger RNA of Bemisia tabaci, 1898 nucleotides long. Its product is annotated as ethylmalonyl-CoA decarboxylase. Gene Ontology annotation, biological process: fatty acid beta-oxidation. The record is from RefSeq and is a predicted model, not a curated record. Lineage: Eukaryota; Metazoa; Arthropoda; Insecta; Hemiptera; Aleyrodidae. Gene Ontology annotation, cellular component: cytosol.